AUGUUUCAAAAUUUUAAUAAUAAGAAAAGUCAUGUUUCUAUUGCUAAUAAUACGUAUCUGGAUAGUGAGGGAUCAGGUAAAUUUAUUAUUCCUUGUUUUAAUAUAGAAAUAGGAGAUAUGCUCGUUCUUAAAUUAGCUACCAAAUUACUUUCCGUUAGUAGGCUCAUUAAAUCUGGUUAUGUACUUGUUUUUGACAAGAAAGGGUGUCACUUUUAUAAAGUUAGGGACUGUAAGGUCACAGGUAAGGUACAUGGUCAUGCAGCUGAUAUCAGUGGUGUUUACAAACUGGAUAGCAUCACACCUGGAGGUAAUACUUCACAGCCAAUUGGGUGCUCUUUAGGUCUCCUGAAGAAUAGAGUUCAGGAGAAGCAGAGUGCAAUGUUAGUGUCAUCAGAGCUCUGGCACAAGCGGCCGGGACACAUGAAUUAUGGAGGUAUGUGCACGUUGCGACAAAAGAAAGCUCUUAUAUUUCAGAAUGAAGAACAUGAGCUCUCUGGGUGCGUGGCUUAUUUGAAGGGCAAGCAAGUCUCAAAAGCUUAUCCCUCUGGUGAAGGCAAGUGGGCCACUAGUCGAUUAGAGCUCAUUCACUCGGAGAUCUGUGGACCGAUGCCGGUUAAAAGUUGGGGCGGUGCGAAGUAUAUGCUGACCUUGACAGAUGACUACAGUAGGAAGAGUUGGAUGUAUCUUCUACAAGAGAAAAAUCAGAAUUUAACCCAACCCAAUAACAGUAUGGGGGAUACUGUUAUUAGUUCUGAAGGAAGUGACAUAAAUAUAAAAAAUGAUGAAACUGGUCAGGAGUACAGGACAAAUACCGUACAUCUUAAGAAAGUGGAAGGUCAAUGGAAAAUUUAUGAUCAUGAUAAAGAAGUUCAGAUUGAUAAUUGUUUAAAAGACAAGAGAAAUGCAGAUCUAGAUAAAUUAGUUGCGAAGUACAGAGAAGUAGAAGAAAACGCAAACCGUCAAACAAAAAAAAAUAAAUCGUUGAAGACGAAUUACAAAAAGGAAAAAAAGAAGGUAGAAAAUUCAAAACGGUCUGGCGCCGGAGCCGACGUUGUAUUUGAACCUAAACUUUGGUACUUCAAGGAAUUAAUAUUUUUUGAUGACCAAAUUGAACCAAGAGCUUCUUGUUCAAAUAUUAAUGACGAAGAAGAGGAUCUGCGUGAUGAAGGAAACGAGGAGCAAGAUUCCAUCAACUGUAACUAUAGGCAGGCCUCUUAG
Molecule: messenger RNA, 1218 nt
Organism: Parnassius mnemosyne (clouded apollo)
Lineage: Eukaryota; Metazoa; Arthropoda; Insecta; Lepidoptera; Papilionidae
Source: the annotation of a GenBank genome assembly